AUGGGCAACGCUCGUCGCGCCCCCUACGGCUCGUCCAAGGCCGCGAAAACGAAGAAUUCGCCUCCGAAGCGCCGGAAAUCGCCUCCGCCGCCUCCGCCGCCGCAAAAGUUCCACCCGAAAAACCUCGGGCCGCUGCCAAACGUCACGCCCGCCGACGACCUCACCGAUAUCGUGGCUCUCGCGAACGUCCUCGUCGCGCUGACCGCCUACAUCGCCUUCGCGCGGCGUAUCGGCGUCCUCAGCGUCGCGUCGCUCCCGCUCAUCGGCGCCGGCGCCGGCGUCCUCGCGGGCGUCACUGCCAUCUUCUUCAUGAACUACGACGUCGACAAGCAAGGGAAAACGGUCUACGACGGGCACACGGACAAGGACAACAGCUGCGUGCGCUGGGCGACGCGCGGGCUCUGGUCCGCGAUCGGCCUCCCGGCGGCCGUCGUCCGCUCGAUCUCCGCGAAGGUGCUCGUCAUCGACAUCUUCAGCCUCAAGCUCGCGACGCACGACGCCGACGGCAAGCGCCUCAACCCGGAGUACGAAUACGUGCGCGUGUGCAAGGGCUACGAGAACGCGAAGCAGCUCGCGCUCCUCUACCGGGACCUCAUCGUCGCGAUCCUCAUCUACGUCAAGGUGAAGAAGGGCCGCGCGGUCCCCGUCGUCUCCUUCGGCCUCUCGGCCGCCUCCUUCGUCACGGCGCACCUCACGGGCCUCGACUUCGUCGACGUGAUCGGCGCGCUCAUGCACCCCGAGGCCUUCCUCGCGCUGCCGACGAGCCCGGCGACGCUCGCGAAGAAGAUCGCGAACGGGAAGAUCGUCACGGUCGCGACCUCGCUCGCGACCUACGUCAAGGCCGACGCCGCCGUCGCGGCCGUCGUCGCGCUCCUCGCGCCCGGCGCGAGCUUCUUCGCGAGCUUCCACGUCGGCGCGUUCAACGGCCACGCGACGUUCCUCGUCGAGAUCUCGAAGGCGCGGUCCCGGAAAAUGCUCGACCGCUGGGCCUCGAUGACGACGGCGGCGCGCGAGGCGCUCUCCAAGAAGCUCAACGCCGCGAACGUCAAGCGCUGGGCCUCGAUGACGACGGCGGCGCGCGAGGCGCUCUCCAAGAAGCUCAGCGCCGCGAACGUCAAGCGCUGGGCCUCGAUGACGACGGCGGCGCGCGAGGCGCUCUGCAAGAAGCUCAAGCUCGCCUACGACGAGGGCAAGAUGACGGGCCUCGUCAAGAAGGGCGAGACGCACUCCGAGGCGACCAAGGCCAAGAUGCGGAAGCCCAAGUCCGACGCGAGCAACUAUGUCGGCAACAACAACAACACCCGGGAUGACACGAUCCACUGCUAUUGCCCGAACCCGGCGUGCGACGGCGGCGCGAACGGCACGGCGUACCGCACCUCCAUCCCCCACCAGAGCCGCGACUUCCCCAAGCACUUCGCCAAGUGCUCGCCCUGCGCGGACUUCGUCCGCAAGGCGCUCGACGAGGACGACCCGGAGGGCGUCCUCUUCGGCUCCCGCUUCAAGUGGCCGAAGUGGCUCCCCGCCCAGCAGUGGUUUAGCGACGCUCGUUUCCCGUGCAUGUUGCAUACGACCGCGCAACGUCGACGGCACCGCGCGCGCCGCGAAACGACCAUGAAGUACCUCGACAUCCUCGCGUCCUACGUGCCGUCGUUGGUGGUGUCCCACCUCCUCGACGACCUCGAGGGCCCCGUGCCGACGCGCGAGGCCUUCCGCACGGUCUGCCUCUUCUGCGACGUGUCCGGCUUCACGAAGCUCAGCGAGGCGAUGGCGCAGAGCGGCCGCGGCGCCGAGGGCCUGAAGACGCACCUCAACUCCUACUUCUCGCAGAUGAACAAGAUCAUCUCGGGCAACGGCGGCGACAUCUUCAAGUUCGCGGGCGACGCCAUGAUCGUCCUGUGGCCGCCGAGCGACGACCUCGGCGACUUGGCGCGGCGCGCGACGCAGUGCGCGAUCGAGAUCCAGCGCGCGCUCGACCAGAGCCACGCGGAGGUCGCGGCGUUCUCCGCGGGCCCGGCGCCGGCCGACGGCCGCGGCGCGCCGCCGGGCAAGGCCGCGCAGGUCAAUCUAUCCGUCAAAAUCGGCGUCGGCGUCGGCGACGUCGCCGUGCUCCACGUCGGCGGCGACCACGGCCGCGCGGAGUACGUCGCCGUCGGCGACCCGCUGGACCAGGCCUUCGGGGCGGAGCACCACGGCGCCGCGGGCCACGUCGUCUGCUCGAAGGAGGCCUGGGCCCUCGUCGGCGACCACUUUGGGAAAUUGGAGGACGCGGGCGGCGGCUUCGUGCGCGUCGACGCGGAGGCGAGAUACGCGAAGACGCGGUGCCAGGGCAUCGCGGCGUUCACGGAGGACCGCUUAUCGUCCGCGUCCACGGACCCGAAGACCGAGGCGGCGCUGGAGGUGCGGCUCGAGCGCUACAUCCCGCGGAGCGUCCUCGCCGCGCUCCAGCGCGACUCGCGCGAGUGCGAGAAGUGGGCCAACGAGAUCACGUCCUGCGUCGUCGUUUUUGUGAAUCUGGGCAUCUCCGAGGCCAUGCUCAACGGCGCCGCGGACGCGCGCAGCGACCCCGACGGGUCGCGGCUCCGCUUCCUCCACGACGCCUUCGGCGCGGCGCAAAAGGCCGUCUACGAGUACGAGGGGUCCGUCAACAAGUUCCUCCACGACGACAAGGGGUCGACGCUCAUCGCCUGCUGGGGCCUGCCCCCGACGACGCACGUCGACGACCCGGUGCGGGCCGUGCUCGCCGCGCUCCGGCUCUGCGAGCUCCUCGCGGACUUAAAGCUCGUCGCGUCCGUGGGCAUCACCGUCGGCGACGUCUUCUGCGGCGUCACGGGGUCCGUGAAGCGCCGCGAGUACACGUGCCUCGGCGACUCCGUGAACCUGGCCGCGCGCUUGAUGCAGAAGGCGGGCACGCUCGUCGCCGGCGGCGACGAAGACGCGCCCUGCGGCGGCGUGCUCGUCGACGCGAAGCUCCGGGACCGCGUGGGCCCGGUGCUCCGGUUCGCGAGCCUCGGCGAGAUCACGGUCAAGGGCAAGUCGGAGAAGAUUUCUAUUUUUCACCCCUACGGCCCGCGGCGGACCCUCGACUGGCCCGACGACCCGCGGACGGCCGACGGCCAUACCGCGCGCCACCGCCACUCGCCGGCCGCGGUCUACGCGCGCCACCUCGCCUGCCAGCUCGACCAGCGCGCGGCCGCGACGGCCCUCGAGGCCGCGCGCGCGGCCUUUGGCUUCCGCGCGAAGCCGCCGGACGGCGCCGCGUGGCUCAAGGUCCAGCACUCGUCGACGCGCGCGCGCGUCGGCGCCGUCGUCGGAGCCGCGGCGAAGGCGCGGCCCGGCGGCUCGACCUACGGGCGGCUCCGGAGGUCCGUGCUCGGGGCGCGGCCGUCGUCCAAGGGAACGAGGAAACCAACGUCCUUCUUCCAGAUGUCGCCGCGGGGCCGCGCGCCGCCGUCGCCCGCGGCGUCCGGCGCCGACGACGACUCCGACGACGGCGACGCCGUCGAUUUGUUAGAUGACGAGGGCUACGACAUGGGGCAGCUCGUCGCGCGCGAGCCGGCGUUCGCGCGCCGGAGCCGGUUGCUCUGGCGGCGCCUCGAGGGCGAGGAGUUCCUCGACGACGACCGCGACCACGCCGUCGUGCGCUACGCGGGCGAGGCGGCGCCGUCGCGUCUCGUCGUCGAGUGCGCCGAGGGCGGCGCCUUACUCGGCUUCGGCGGCGACGCGGCCGCGGACUGCCUCGCCUUCGACCUGGACGGCUGCGAACGGCCGACGAUGCGCGACCUCCGCGACCGCGCGCACGCGGCGGCCGUCGCGGCGGGCCUGCUGCCGGCCGCGCGGGAGCCGGGCCCGUCGCCCGCGGCGACGCGGCUCCGCAAGGCCGCGCUCCGCGCCGUGGCCUUCCGGACGCCGCGGCGCAGCGCGAGCGAGGACCCGAAGCGCGGCCUGAGCCGCGACGCGCCGCGCGAGGCCUCCUUCUUCAAGGGCCGCGCGCUCACGUCGACGGCGCGCGCGGCGCGGGGCAACCGCCACUUCUUCUCGCGGGCCGUCGUCGACGCGGGCGACGACGACGACGACGCCUUCGCGCCGCGCGCGCCCGCGACCGAGGCGCGCGAGCCCCCCGCGAGCCGCGACGCCUACGUGCUCCGCGUGCGCGGCACGCGCGCCUGGCUCCCCGCGGACUCGCUGCUCCCGCUGACGAAGCUCCAGGCCUUUGUCGCCGCCGUGCUCGGGAUCGCGCCGGACGCGCUCGACGAGCGCCGCGCCGCGCCGCACUGCGAUCCGGCCGGCGGCGGCCGCGUGCGCCUGGCGCUCACGCGGCGCGUCCACCUGCUCGGCGCGUCGAGCCGCGUCUCCGUGCUCCGGAGGGAGCUCUUCCUCGCGAAGACGGCGCUCGGGGGCAUCCUCGAGGCCGCGGCGCCCGACGCGCCGGUUGACGAGGACCUGCCCGCGCUGCUGGAGCGCGCGAAGCGCGCCGCGGAGGAGGAGCCGAUCCCCGAGCGCGACGCGCCGCCGGGCCUGCCCCUGCCGCCGGCGGACGCGCGCGGGGACGACCCCGCGCGGCCGCCGGAGCCGGACGGCGCGGCGCCGGAGCCGGAGCCGGCGCCGGGGCUCGCGGGCUCCAUCGCCGCGUCGCUCCGGGCGUGCAACGUCGCCGCCUGCGGCUCGGCCAUGGACGCCGAGGACCCCUGCGAGGACGUCGUGCCCCGGGCCUACGAGCCGCCGCCGGAGGGCGCCCCCGCGCGCCGCGAGUCCGCGCGCGCGUCGUCCGCGGCGGCCGCGCGGCGCGGCCGCGCGGUGCUCGUCGUGCCCGAGGCCCGACUCGGCAGCCGCCACGGGCGCGUCGUCGUCGUCGAGGCCGAGUCCGGCUGCGGCAAGUCGGCGCAGGUGUCCGCGUUCGCGGCGCUCGCGUCGCCGCGGACCGCCGUCGUCUGCUUCUGUGCGGCCAAGCCCUUCGGGGAGACGACGCCGCUGGGCCCCUUCGUCGCCGUGGCCGCGCACUACGUCGGCGUCGUCGCGGCGCGCGCCUGCGGCGGCCGCCACGUCGCGUGCCGCGCGCUGCUCGGGCGGCCGGAGCUCGACGACGACGGCGCGUGGGACGCUGUGUGGGACGCGGCGCGGCGCGAGCUCCGCGACGUGCUGCGGGCGCCGGCGGAGCUGCGCCUCGACGGCGGCGACGGGAGCGCGAAAUUCGCCCUGCUCUUCCGCCUGCUGAACGCCGCCGCGCGGGGGCCGCGGCCGCUCGUCGUCGUCAUCGACGACGCGCAGCAUCUCGACGUCGCCUCGUGGAAACUCGCGGCGCUCUGGCGCUCCGAGGCGCUGCCGGGGCUGCUGGUCCUCGCGACGCGGCCCCUCGUGUGCCUGCCGCCCUGGCGGGCGCGGGAGCGGGCCGCGGCGGCGUGCCUGCUCGGCGACGACGACGCGAGCGACGGCGAGGCCGACGAGGUCGCGCGGCGCGACGGCGGCGCGGCGCCGGCGGCGCCGACGACGAUCCGCCUGGAUGGGUUGCCGCCCGAGGACAUGGAGUGCCUCGUGCUGGAGACGCUCGGCGUCGGCGUCUGCGCGCGCUCGCCCGUGCGGAAAUCAACCGCUGGUUUGGGACGUCCCGACCAAACUUUGAAAUUCUCUAGCUCGGCCAAAUCGCCGUGCUCGCGCGCGCUCCGCGGCGCGGUCUUCGAGUACUCGCGGGGCAACCCGGGCCUCGCCGCGGACGUUUUAGACGAGCUCGUCCACGGGCCGGACCACGACGCGCGCUUCUCGCGCCGCGACGCGGGCCUCCCGCCGAGGCGCCGCCCGAACGCGGCGGCGCCCAAGCGGUCGUCGGCGAACGGGAAGCGGAGCCUCGCGGCCGCGCCGGCGAAGGACGGCGUCGUCGACGCGCGCCGGGCCCGGGCCUGGCUGCCGCCGCGGCCCGGCGCGCCCUCGCUCGAGGUCGUCGAGCUCAACGGGUCGACGCUCGUCCGCGGGCCCUCCGGGCGCGGGCCGGCCGCGCGGCUCGACGACCUCGGGCCCCGCGGCGGCCCGCACCCGGGCUGCCGCCUCGCGCGGGCGCGCCUGCGCACGUCCGCGGGGGCCCCGCUGCGCGUCGCGGAGACGGCGCGGCCGCGGAGCGCGUCGGGCGACUUCGCGGAGCGCGCGUCCGACGCCGGCGACGACGGCGCGGCGAAGAAGCGGCCGUCGUCGAGCGUCGUCGCCGUCGUCGACCGCUUCCCGCUCGCCAACACGUCCCGCCAGUCGCUCACGGAGAAGCUCAACGGCCUCGACGUCACCGCGCUCAUCGUCAAGACCGCGGCGCUCGUCGGCCACGCGUUCUCGCUGCCGUUCCUCAAAGACUGCGCGCCGCCGUCGCUGGGCGGCGACGCUUUGGAGGACGCCGUCGGCGACCUCGUGGCCCUCGGCCUGCUCGAGGUGCUCCCGGACGCGGGCGACGCGGUGCUCUACGCGGUCGCGCACGGCCCCGCGAUGCGGCGCACCGUCGCGCGGCGCAUGCUCGUGAGCGACCAGCAGCUCCUGCGGGACCGCAUCCGCCGCGCGGCGGACGCGGCGGCCCAGAAGCGGUUCCGGCGGCGCGAGGCGCAGCUCGCGCGGCAGGUCGCCGUCGCCGGGUCGAGCCGCGGCGCGGAGACGUCGGGCGUGCUCCUCUGCCUCAAGCGCUGCGGCAAGGUGUCGUCGGCGCUGGCGCGCGUCGCCUGGACCUGCGAGGCGCUGUCGGCGCCGUCGCCGCGCGAACAGGGCGACGACGACGCGGCCGACGGCGGCGUCUUCCGCGGCGCGUUCGUCCGGGGCGACCGGCGCCUCGCGGUGAACCAGCACGUCCACUACAAGCCGCGCUACGCGAGCCUCACGGCGACGGAGCUGCUGCUCUUCAAGACGGAGGCCGACCUGCGCCGGGGCGCGCCCUACCACGCCGUGCCGCUCCUCGGCGCGUCGUGCGCGCUGGCCCGCGACGAGUCGCCGUCGUCCGCGACGAAUCGGGCCCGGUCCAAGCUCGGCGGCCAGUCCGGCGCGCCGACGUUGGUGCUCACGUCGGGCAACUCGACGUCGAAGAAGCGGCGCGACGUCCUCGUCUUCGCGUCGCCGCGGCCCGGCGACGACGACGCGCGCGACGACCUCGAGGACUGGCUCGUCCGCGUGCGCCUCCUCGCGCGGCGCGAGCAGCAGCGGCGCGCGGCCCGGGACCACGACGCGGCGCACCACGACGUCGACGCGGCGGAGGAGGAGGAGGCGCCGCCGCGGCAGCGGUCCGCGGAGGACCACGCGCCGCCGCCGGACGCCGGCGCGGGACGCGGGCGCUUCGAGCCGGACGCCGGCGACCACGUCGCGCCGCACCGCCACUCGCUCGCGCACCGGGCCGACGCCAUGGUCCUGUCGAGGAACACGCGGCGCGACGGCCCGCGCGCCGCGCCGGCCGCGCCGCCGGACCUCCUGCGCGUCGUCGUGCGGGUCGAGGCCGCGAGGAACCUGCUGAACCGCGACGUCUACGCGCUCCCGCACUCCGUCGCCUACGCGCUGGCCCUCGGCGGCGCGCGGCGGCGGAGCGCGCGGCCCGUGCUCGGCAAGGCGGCCAUCACGUGGGCCGAGGAGCACGCGUUCCUCGCGGAGCGCGCGGACGUCGAGGACGCGACGUCCGGGUUGUCGAGCCUGAGGCUCGCGGUGCUCGACAAGCGCGCGUUCAUCGCGCCGGACCGCCUCGGCGACGUCGACGUCGACCUGCGGCCCUACGUCGUCGACGACCCGCCGGACGAGCCCGACGGCGCGCCCUGGGAGCGCCACGCGUGCCUGCGGGCCACCGACGCGACGUCGUUCCCGCUCAACGCGCCCCAGGAGCAGAACAUCCUCUGGCUCGCGAAGGACAAGGUCCAGCCGCCGACCAUCGCCCUCGCCAUCAAGAUCUUCAAGGCGCGCGUCUCGUAA
Messenger RNA from Aureococcus anophagefferens, 7911 nucleotides. RefSeq lists its product as hypothetical. The transcript is spliced from 10 exons. NCBI's taxonomy places the organism in Eukaryota, Pelagophyceae, Pelagomonadales, Pelagomonadaceae. Gene Ontology annotation, cellular component: cytoplasm. Gene Ontology annotation, molecular function: adenylate cyclase activity; ATP hydrolysis activity. The record is from RefSeq and is a predicted model, not a curated record. Gene Ontology annotation, biological process: intracellular signal transduction; cyclic nucleotide biosynthetic process. The coding region runs from base 1 to 7911 and encodes 2636 amino acids.